Messenger RNA from Toxotes jaculatrix (banded archerfish), 3724 nucleotides. It is a transcript of the gene herc56.1, whose product is annotated as HECT and RLD domain containing E3 ubiquitin protein ligase 5.1. The record is from RefSeq and is a predicted model, not a curated record. Gene Ontology annotation, biological process: ubiquitin-dependent protein catabolic process; protein ubiquitination. Gene Ontology annotation, molecular function: ubiquitin protein ligase activity. NCBI's taxonomy places the organism in Eukaryota, Metazoa, Chordata, Actinopteri, Toxotidae. The transcript has 23 exons. The coding region runs from base 37 to 3069 and encodes 1010 amino acids.
AGUCCGCUGUCGGUCCUGCGGAGACAUUAUCGCAACAUGUUCUCGUGGGGAGAGGACUGUCAGCGGGGCUUCAGGCUGAAGGACGGCCCGGGCACCUGCAGCACAGCAGAGGACGGAGUCCAUCACCUAAACCUCGGUUAUCAGAUCAGGGACCUGUCAGCGGGUCUCAAUGUGCUCGCUUUCGCCAAAACCAAUGGGGGAGCCUUCAUCAUUCGCACAAACGAGAACGACGGGAGAAGAGUCAGAGGAAAACAGAAGUUUGUGAAGUGUAAAGAGAAGUUUCAGGCAGUGAGUUGUGGUGAUGAUAUGGUCACACUGCUCUCUGAGGGAGGCAGAGUCUACUCUGUGGACACAACUCGACCUCCUUUCAAUCCAAGCCCACUGAAUACCUUGAGUAACAUACCUGUCUCUCAGGUUGCUUGUGGGAGCCAGCACUCAAUGGCCCUGACCAAAGAGGGUCAGGUGUACACAUGGGGCCAGGAUUCCAGGGGCCAGCUGGGUCUGGGAAAGAGGAGGCUCGGAGCCUGCUCGCCCCAACACCUCAGUUCUCUGUCAGCAAUCCCCCUGGUUCAGAUCGCUGCAGGGGGAGAGCAGAGCUUCGCCCUCUCUUUCUCCGGAGGUGUGUUCGGCUGGGGCAGGAACGACUGUGGACAGCUCGGGCUGGGAGACACAACAGACAGACACACACCAACUUCUGUUCACUGCUUGAACCUGAAGAAAACGGUUCACAUUUCCUGUGGAGUGGAUCACACUGCCAUUUUGACAAAGCACGGUGCAGUGUUCACAUUUGGCUCUGGUCACUAUGGACAGCUUGGGCACAAUUCAUUCAGUCAUGAACUUCGUCCUCGUCUUGUUGCGGAGCUCUUGGGGGCAAAUGUCACCCAGAUUGCAUGUGGACGACAUCACACAUUAGUGCUGACAGACUCCAAGAAGGUUUACUCCUUUGGGUGUAGAGAGCAAGGGCAGCUGGGACAUGGAGAGGAGAGUCAUCCGUCUGUCCCACUACCUGUUCAACUGCCACAAGACAGCGGGAACGUUCCCAAAAUUAGAAACAUCUUCGCUGGAGGAAACUGUUCAUUUGCAACGUGCACACCUGUUGAGGAAGUUGAAGCGGAGUCAAACACUGACAGUGUCAGUAAUGUAACACAGCAGUGUCUUGAUGACCUGAUUGACAAAUGGACCUCUCAAUGUGAUUCAAAGUCAUGGAAAAAGACAAAACAGGAAAUCCACAGGACCUUUUCCUCUGCAUCCUGUGUGAAUAAAAGCUUCCUUGAGCUAAGAAAAGAUAAACAUUUCCAGACCUCACCAAAGUACCCUGGCUUGAACUUGUCACUUGCACGACUUGCUUUCAAGAAACUUGUAAAGAAGGAUGAUGUUUUUGCAGAGGUUGAGACUGCAGUCAUGCAGUUGCUUCAGUCCAUUGAAAAGAAACCAGUGGGAGUGGAGGGACUGAGGAUCUUCCUGCUUCUCAAUGAGCUUCUUCAUGUGAUCCAGAAACACAAACGGCAACAGAGCACAAAGCUUGCUGAGGCAGUGGCUGCUGCUGUGCUAAGCUUGCCUGAUGAAAGCAUUCAGGUCAUAGGGGACUGGUGGUCCUCACUGUCGGCUUCCACCAUGGUUAAAUAUGUUAAGGUGUGGAAGAAGGCCCUGUCAGUCAUCCUGUCGUUUAAGCCUGUUCCUCGCAACUCUGGAAUCAGAAAUCUGCUACAAGUCCUCCAGUAUAUGUACAAUGUCAACUGCAGGAUUGCAGAAUCUCGAAGGAUGCCAGACAGUGAUUUUUGUUUGCUGAUUGAUGAAAACUUUCUUCUUGAGGACCUACAGCUUUGGCGUUCACGGUCAAGACUCAGGAGUGUGCACACUGAGCCACUGAUCCUUUGUAGCUUUCCGAUUGUGAUGGAUCUACAGUCAAAGAAACUGGUGUUUGACAUGAAUGCUGAGUUCACUAAGAUUGAAACAGUGAGGGGCAUCAUCCAGGAUUUGUUUUGGGAGUUUAUAUUCUUUCAACCAAAUCCACAACACGUGUACCUUGUACUGGAUCUGAGGCGAGCAUCGAUUUUGGACGACACCUUUGAACAACUGGCUGCUGCUCAACACAAUUACUUCAAGAGGCCACUUGUGGUCUGUUUUGACGCAAUCCGUACGAUUGAUGCCGUCCACACCAAAGACUUUUUUUAUGAGGUCUUUCAUGAGCUGUUGUCAGCUGAAUCUGGGAUGUUCAUGUUCAAUGACUCGGAAACACUGGCAUGGUUCCCGUCCAAUCCUACACGGGAGCACCAGAGAUACUUCCUGUUUGGGGUUCUGUGUGGAUUGGCUUUGUACAGCCAGUGCAUCAUACACUUACCCUUCCCAAUGGCUCUGUUCAAGAAGCUGCUUGGUGUACAGCCGUCACUGGAGGAUAUGAUGGAAUUCAGUCCAAUUGUUGGACAGAGUCUGCAGUACAUCCUGGAAGACUACCAAGAUGAUGACCUAAAAAGACUGUCCAUGGAUUUUUUGAUUGACUGGGAUGGGUCCAAGGUUGGCCUUGAUCCAGAAAAUCCUGAAAAGCCAGUGACAAGUCAAAAUAAGAAGGCGUUUGUGGAUGCCUAUGUGAAUCACGCCUUCAACACAUCCGUGGAGAGUGUGUUUCAGGAGUUCAAGCGAGGCUUCUUCCAGAUGUGUGACCGGGAUUUAGUUAAGCUGUUCCAGCCAAAGGAGCUGCGCAAAGUGCUGGUGGGCAAAGACUUCCAUGACUGGGAAAGGCUGAAACAGAACACAAGCUAUGAGGGAGAGUACCGUGUUGACCAUCCCAACAUACAGAUGUUUUGGGAGGUUUUUGAUGAACUAACUGAGGAUCAGAAGAAAGCUUUCCUUUGGUUUGUGACAGGUUUUGAAAGAGUGCCCAUUCACGGCCUGGAAAACAUCAAGAUGAUAGUCAGGCCUAAACCAGUUGGGGACCUCUCCAACGAUCAGUACUACCCCGAGACACACACAUGUUUCUCUGGCCUGGAGCUGCCCUUAUACUCAACCCAGGAGAUUAUGAAAACCAAGCUGACAGAGGCCCUGAGCAACAAGAGAAGAAGCUACAAGUGAUGUGUGAUGUUAAGUGUCUGUACUGAAGGAAACCUUAACAUCAUCAUAGCACUUAGCAAAUGGCUGACCAAAGACCAGCCUUUGUAACUACUGCUUGUGUACCUAUGUAUAAGUAAACCUGAAGGGUUUAUCAAGUAUUAAUGCCUCCUAGUGAAAUAGUGAAAACACUGAUAGAAAUUGUGUAAAUAAGUGGCUGGGAAGUCUUAAGUAAGUUAUUUUACUUGUUUAUUUUUAUUUGUUUUUCCAAGUUUUACAUCCUCUUAGGAAAUAUAGACUGUGAAUAUUUGUGUUUUUUUGUUGAUUACGAAAGGUUACACACUAAUUGCACGCAGUGAAGCAUAAUUCUCUGCAUUUGUACAGACUGUCCACUAUAAUGUAAGAAAGUAUUUGUUAUAUGUAAAUUAUGUAUUUUGUCAUUUUCAGAUUGGAGCAAUAAAAAUACAUCUGUCAGUGUUUCAGUUGUGGAAUAACACAAUAAAAACAUGACAUUGAUAUACCUUAAGAUGGAAAUAAAUACUGCACUGUUCAGCUGUUAUAGUAUUAAAAGUCAAGUACUGCUCUGCGGUUUUUGGAUAUGGAUUUCCAGCUACUUAUUCUUUGCCAUUUCCCUUUGCAACUAAUCUGAAGCCAAAGAAAUGGCUUCUGACAUGCUCUC